This is a messenger RNA of Paramormyrops kingsleyae, 1115 nucleotides long. It is a transcript of the gene ccl25a, whose product is annotated as chemokine (C-C motif) ligand 25a. Gene Ontology annotation, molecular function: chemokine activity. Lineage: Eukaryota; Metazoa; Chordata; Actinopteri; Osteoglossiformes; Mormyridae. Gene Ontology annotation, biological process: immune response. Gene Ontology annotation, cellular component: extracellular region. The record is from RefSeq and is a predicted model, not a curated record.
GUUAAGUAGUUACUGUGAAGCUGCCGAACGAUGUCAUCUCUUUCUCCCACUGGGGGGCGUGGCAACAAGUGAGCGCUCAUAAGCCCAGGGCGCUCUGUGAGGGGCAGACCAGCGAGAGGCAGCAGGGAAGGUGCAGCAACACUCCCAGCUUCAGACUCCACCAGCCACGACGCCGCGCCAGCCGACUAAGAGAUGCGAUUCAGUACCCUGUUCUUCAUCCUCCUCCUGGCCUUCCUCUGCCUCACGCUCGCCCAAGGAGCCUAUGAGGACUGUUGUCUGAGGUAUGUGGCACCAGUUAAGAGAAGCACCAAAAGGACGGUGGUGAAGUAUAAGAGACAGGAGGUGGACGGUGGCUGCAACAUCCCUGCCAUUGUGUUCAUCACGAAAAGAGAUAGAGCCUUCUGUGCUAACCCAAAAGAGCAAUGGGUUAAGAAGCUCAUGAUCUUCGUGGACAAACUGGCUCGGAAGGGACCCAAGAAGAAUAUCUAAGCCUGAGGUGAGACCCACACACACACUGCCCAACAACGACCAUCAUCGACUCUCUUUGGCUGAUCUCAUUAAAACCAACAGGAUGCAGAAAGACCCCCCACUUCGACUGAUCCCAGAACAGAAGUUUCUGCCACUCAGCCCAGCUCAGAUGGCGAGUCCAGCAGAGGGAUUGGUAUCACUGAUAAAUCUAUUCACACGUGUCACCGACGUCACACAUCUGAUUAUCGUUCAGGGUACAUUACAGUAUGUGCACCAGGUCCUCUGCCUACAGAAAUUACUGUAUUUUUAUUCUUUGGGAAGCAUAUAAAUUUCCCCUGUGAUUAAAACUAGCCUUUUUUCUUAAACGAUGCGAGCUGAGGUUGAUUUUUAUGCUGCAGGACCUGUGAAUGUGAAGGGAGAAUUUAUUUUGUGAUAUAAAGUAACUUUUCAUGUGUAAACUGCUUGGGGAAAAUGGGUUAGCAAGAGGACGAACCACGGAGUCGCAGCUGUGUGGCUCCGAGCGCGUUUAACAUUCAGCUCUCUGUGUCUGUGUAUCACUAUAAGCUCAUAUUCUUACCUUCCAAUAGCUAUUAUUGUGAAGAUGUUAUUAUAGUGAAUUAAUAAAGUUACAUCGUAUUUUUUAAUCA